AUUGUAUAAAAAUGAGUUGUUAGUACCUUCUGUCAUGUAGUAAUGACACAAUAACAAAAAUGAAUUUAUUUUUUUAUAAAUUAUGCUAUAAUUUUACUAUGGGUUUAGUUCCUGCCAAGCAUGCAGUACUUCGAAGUUUUCUAAAUUCUGAAGUACCCUCAUCGAAAGUAAUUGAAGUUCGACCAGACACAUUUGCUUCCAGAGAGAUACAUCUGAGAGAGGAUGGGCUGGUACUGUACUUACCACAGAAAAAUAAUAAGAACAGAAAUGAAAAGCCUACAUACGAAAUUGUAUUGCACAGACCUACAACUGAAACACUUGUGCAAACCUACAGUUUGCUUAGAGCAGACAAACUAGAAGAAGCCGAAACCAAAUUCGUAAUACUUCAUGACAAGCUACCAGACUUUAUUGAAAUUGCCAAAGAGUAUUCAAUUCAGAUGUGUAACGUUAGCGGUCUACAAAAAAUCAUCGACGUAUUACACGAGCAUCCUUCGUGGACCUUGGCCCACCUGGCAGUGUUUUUCGCCGUCUACGACUCCUUCGACAAUCCAAAAGUGAAUUCCUACUUAAACAGUAGUGACCUGGAAAAGGGCAUGUCCCCGCUACAAGUGGCCAUCACCACACAAAACUUGAAAACUGUACAGAUUUUAGUUGCGGCUAAUUGCUCUUUGGAGCAUUUGGACUUUGAUGGGAAUUCGGUGUUUCAUUACGCGGCCACUACUACUAAAGAUAUCAUUGCUGCCUUGAGCCAAGGAAACGCUCCAAAGUGUUUAAACUCCCGAAAUAAAAAUGGGCAUACGCCUCUGCAUAUGGCCUGUUUGGCGGAUAAGCCUGAGUGCGUGAAGGCGUUGCUGUUGGCAGGGGCAGAUGUGAAUAAAACCGCGACCGGGGAUGGGGAUUGUACUGAACCUGGUUAUGUUGGGAAUUUUUUACAGGACAACCCGAACACUUUAUACCAAAACGAUAUGAAACACGGAGGCACCCCCUUACAUUGGGCGAAUUCCCGUCAAGUGAUCGAAGCUUUAAUAGACGUUAAUUGUAACAUAAACGCUGAGAAUUUCCAGCAUCGGACCGCUUUGCACGUUAUGGUCGAAAGAAACAGGUUGGAUUGUGUGGUGGCAUUAUUAAGUAGACAGGCCAAAGCAGACCUACCGGAUAAAGAUGGAAACAGACCGAUUCAUUUGGCAGUAAAGUUCGGAUUUUUACCCAUUUUACAGGCUUUAAUAGUGUUUGGGGCCGAUAUUGAUAUUUUAAAUAAUGCCGGGCAGUCGCCUAGGCAUUUAGUUAAAAAAGAAUUGGCGCCCAAAAUCUUGUAUUAUUUACACGCUGUCGGUGCAAAAAGGUGCAGGGCUGAUAUGCAGGGUUGUACGGACGGUUGCAUGCACCAAGGUACUUAUGAUGGAAUUCCUCCACCAAAGGUUAUCGGUCCGCCCAAUCGCGACACCUUAAACCAAAUGUUAGCGGUGGCGGGCAUGGAAGUGGCCGCGAAAAAACACAAACGGGAAUUCCCGAAAAAAGGGCGGCUCCUUUGCCUAGACGGGGGCGGCAUUAGGGGGCUCGUUUUAGUUCAGAUGCUCUUAGAACUGGAGGUGAUCUUUCAACGGCCAGUCAAUUUCUGUUUCGACUGGAUCGCCGGUACUAGUACGGGAGGAAUUUUAGCUUUGGGCAUUGCAUCCGGAAAAACCAUGAAAGAGUGCCAGUGUCUCUACUUUAGGCUGAAAGAAAAAACUUUCAUAGGCAGUCGUCCUUAUUGCAGUGAGAACUUGGAAAAUGUCAUGAAGGAAACUUUUGGGUCUGAAACUGUUAUGUCUGAUAUUAAGCAUCCGAAGGUUAUGAUUACCAGCCUUCUUGCUGAUAGAAAACCGGCCGAGCUGCACUUGUUUAGAAACUACAACAGCCCGAGUAACAUUUUACGGGUAAAACAUGAUUCUCCGUAUGAACUUCCUCCGCCUCCCGAGCAACAGUUUGUUUGGCAGGUGGCUAGAGCUACUGGGGCUGCUCCUACGUAUUACAGAAUUUUCCAGCGAUAUUUGGACGGAGGCCUGAUCGCAAAUAAUCCAACAUUAGAUGCCCUAACCGAGAUCCACGAACACUGUUUAGCCUUGAAAGCGAUGGGAAAAGAGAACGAAACUUGUCCGGCCUCGGUUGUAGUGAGCUUAGGCACAGGAGUAAUUCCAGUAACAGAACUGAAAGCUGUCGACGUGUUUAGACCCGAAAGUAUAUGGGACACGACCAAACUAGUAAUGGGUAUUCAAAAUUUAGGAACUUUAUUGGUGGAUCAAGCUACUCUGAGCGACGGAAGAGUGGUUGACCGCGCGCGUGCAUGGUGCUCCUCCUUGGGAAUCCCCUAUUUCCGAUUCUCACCGCAAAUGUCCGAGGAAAUUGCCAUGGACGAAAAAUCGGACGAAAAGUUAUGCAACAUGCUGUGGGAAACUAAGGCUUACAUGCAUGAAAACAUUAACCUAAUGCGAGAACUCGCAGAUUUGUUAAACCGUUAGAAAACAGUUCAGUUUUAUUGCGUCGUACUCGUUUUAUUAACCAAAGAAAUAAUCAUGUGGAGUAGAUAGUUUUGUUAUACAUUCUCUGUUUUUUUAUAUAAAUAUUAUUAUGUUAUUAUUGAAAUAAUUUUAUUAACUCGAGUAAAAAAAUGCCAUUUUGAUCCUUAAGGUGCAUGAUAUUGAAUUGAAUUGAAUUUGCUCGCCUCAGAGUAAAAAACGCCACUUUAGUCCCUAGGGAUACGUAUAAUGUGCUAUGCACUUAAGGGCGAACAAAAAAAACUCUAAAUGACAUUCAAAAGGCAUAUUAUAAAACCUCUCUAGGAUUUAUUUUUUUUUUUUAGACCGUUAAUCGUUUUGUGAUAUUAGAACCCGAAGGGGUCUUCAGUAUUUUUAGACACUUAAUUUUAACCACUAGUCGAUUAUUAUUCCAUUAUAUGUUAAAAAGAUUUUAUUGAAUAAAAUAUACAGAUGUG
This is a messenger RNA of Anthonomus grandis grandis, 2971 nucleotides long. RefSeq names its product 85/88 kDa calcium-independent phospholipase A2 (gene iPLA2-VIA). Gene Ontology annotation, molecular function: protein binding. The record is from RefSeq and is a predicted model, not a curated record. NCBI's taxonomy places the organism in Eukaryota, Metazoa, Arthropoda, Insecta, Coleoptera, Curculionidae. The coding region runs from base 60 to 2498 and encodes 812 amino acids. The transcript has 14 exons. Gene Ontology annotation, cellular component: mitochondrion. Gene Ontology annotation, biological process: positive regulation of ceramide biosynthetic process; lipid metabolic process.